UGUAUAUAGCUAUGUACAUCUAUAUUAAUCAAACGAUGUAUUUUGACUUGUGAUAUAUAUAAUAAGCAUAUCAUAUAUUUGUGAGCUAAAUGGCUGCUUAUAACAAUUUAAAAUUGUGAUCAAUAAUUAUUUUAGAAUUCUAACUUUUUAUUGGAAGAAUGUCUACUUCCACUACUACUUCUCAUAAGUUAUGUCCCUGGGGUAAAACAAAUAUUGAAAAAACUACUUUUUCUCAAGUCAUGGAUGAACAGUAUGCGCUUCAAUUGCAUUGUGACGAAGAAAAGCAGUCACCAAUUUUUCAAGAACUUUCUCUAGAAAAAAAAGAAAAUUUUCCAGUCAAGAGCAAUGACAAUGACACAGACAAUGAUCUUCUGUUAGCACAAAUUUUGCAGUUAGAGUUUGAUCGUGAAAAUGAUAUGUUCAUCAAAAGUAUUGAAAAACAAUACAAUGGAACAAGUAAAGUAUCAAUGUCAUUUAAAAAUUUUAAGUCUGUUCAUCCGUACGAAGAAGAAAAUGAUGAAUCUGAGAGUAGCUAUUCAGAAGAUGAGGAAAAAGAAGAAACACAAAGAAAUCCUGAUGGUGGCAUUAUUACUAAGCAUGAUAAGUUUACAUCAGAAAAAAAAAAUGCACAAAGCAUAGAACAAUUUCCUAUGAGUUUUAACUCAGGCGAUGUAGUCGGCAAGGAUAUUCGCAUACCUAACCAUGUGUACAAUAAAUUAAAAAUUCAUUCUGUCAAAGAAGAGCGUAAUGGUUUCCGAUUACAUGACAAAAAUGAGCAUUCAACACAUGAAAAAGCUUUAGAUGAAAAUACACGCCUGAUAAUAUACAAAAUGGUGAAUAAUGAAACUUUGGAGCGAUUUAAUGGUAUUAUAAGCACAGGCAAAGAGGCUGUCGUGUUUCAUGCAAAUGGUGGAAAAUUAGGUGAUGUUACCCUACCCUCAGAAUGUGCUCUAAAGGUUUUUAAAACUACAUUAAAUGAAUUCAAAACAAGACAAAAGUACAUUAAAGAUGACUAUCGUUUUAAAGACAGGUAUAUGAAACAAAAUCCAAGAAGAAUAAUUAAGUUAUGGGCUGAAAAAGAAUUUAGAAACUUAACUAGAAUGUUAGAAGCUGGUAUUAGCUGUCCGCGAGUAUUAGGCUUGCGCAAACAUAUUCUCAUUUUGGAGUUCAUUGGAAAAGAUCAACUACCAGCACCUAAAUUAAAAGACGCUUGCUUGAGUAAAACUGAAUUUGAAGAUGCUUAUUUGCAAGUUAUAAAUGCUAUGAGGGAUUUGUAUCAGAAAUGUGAACUCAUACAUGCUGAUCUUAGUGAAUACAAUAUACUUUGGCACGAUUCCAAAUGUUUUAUUAUAGACGUCAGUCAGUCGAUUGAACCAAUACAUCCUGACGCUUUUCAUUUUUUAUUGCGAGAUUGUCGAAAUAUCGUUCAAUUUUUCAGUAAGAGUGGAAUUGAUGUAAUGACGGAAGCGAAUUUGUUUCAAUAUGUCAGUGGAAAAGAUAUGAAUUUUAUUGAUAAGAUUGAAAAAGAGCACCAGCAAUUGUUUGAGAAAAAUCCAGACUUACUUGUUUAUGGCAUAGACUCAAAAAACUAUUCAUUUGAUCAUCAUUUUAAUCAAAUGAUUAACGAUGAAAAAGAAAGUAAAAUAAUCACCGAAAUAGACAGAGAAGGUAUCCAACUUGCCACCUAAUGUCGUGUUUUCGUUUUAUUAUUUUAAAGUAUUUAAAUUAUUACUAUAGAGAUUGUAUUUAAUUAAAAUGUUGAAAAAAAAAAAUAAGAAUUUUCGCA
Messenger RNA from Hydra vulgaris (swiftwater hydra), 1786 nucleotides. Its product is annotated as serine/threonine-protein kinase RIO3. Lineage: Eukaryota; Metazoa; Cnidaria; Hydrozoa; Anthoathecata; Hydridae. Gene Ontology annotation, biological process: protein phosphorylation. Gene Ontology annotation, molecular function: ATP binding; protein serine/threonine kinase activity. The record is from RefSeq and is a predicted model, not a curated record.